AAGAGCAAGAACUGAACUCACAAACGAGUACAUUAAAAACAUUAGGAUUUAUUUGAUAAUUUUGAAAAUAGGUGCAUUCAACAGAUUUGAUGUUAAAGACGGUCAGAUUGUCAGCAUUUCAAGAUUCUCGCAAUUCUGGUCAUUGUUAGCAAUGAUAACGGUAUCUCUCGCUGCAUACACACUCAUUCUCCAAACAUCAAUUAAAAACAAUUAUUUAAUCUUGCCAGAAUUUAUAACAGUCAUUGAACUCGCGGUAUUGAAUAAUGUAGUACUGCUGAAUAUACAUAUAUUCAACAGACAUUCCGGAGCAAAAUUAUUCAAACAAUUAAUAGAGAUAGAUUUAUUCUUAGGCGUAACCCAAACAAAAGUCAUGAGGGAUAUUGUAGCUAAAGACAUGCUAAUUUGGUCCAGCAGUAUAGCAUCAUUCGAGUUAGUGAUAAUGGCAGUCCUGAUCAUUGCAUUUUAUAAUAAAAUACCGGCGUACAUUUACUUCGUCGGAAUAGUUUACUUCCAACUACUGUUCACUUUGUGUUACGAUCAUAUAGUUCACGUGUGUUUAUAUAAAUUUCUAUGUCUGAGAGUACACCACUUGAACGUCGGAUUAGUGAAAAAAGCUAACUUGUAUACAGAGUAUUUAAUAGAGCAACUGAUAUCGUAUCCGUUUCAUUGGAAGAAAGAAUACGAUAAUAAUGUAGAUUUAUCGAGGAAAGAUACGAAAUAUUUUACUGAAAGUCUCAGGAUGGUCGAUGCUGAGGUGCGCCGCGUGCAGCACAGCUACAGGUUUACGGAUAUACCCGUGAUACGAACGUUUUCCCUGGCGGGCUGGUUCUUUGCCAACUGGUCCAUAUUCAUCGGAAUAACUCAGCAGACAGAUAAAUUGAACGUGCAAAUUCAGCGUACCAAACUUAUAUGCACUUAUAUUCAACUCAAACCUAACAAUUCUGAUGAACUUUUCUCCCUCUCUCGAAGCAUCCUGGAUACACUGGAGAUAAGCGACUGCAGGAUCUCCAUCUAUAACCUGUUUUACUUCAACCAGAGCCUUUUGCGCUCGAUCGCUACAUCAGUGUUCGUCUACAUAACGAUGCAACUGCAGCUUGCUUUCCCGAAACGCAAUAGUCCUAAUAAAAGAGACAUAUAG
Cydia amplana is the source of this 1138-nucleotide messenger RNA. RefSeq lists its product as uncharacterized. The record is from RefSeq and is a predicted model, not a curated record. The transcript has 3 exons. Bases 152 to 1138 code for a protein of 328 amino acids. NCBI's taxonomy places the organism in Eukaryota, Metazoa, Arthropoda, Insecta, Lepidoptera, Tortricidae.